This is a messenger RNA of Molossus molossus (Pallas's mastiff bat), 603 nucleotides long. RefSeq names its product late endosomal/lysosomal adaptor, MAPK and MTOR activator 5 (gene LAMTOR5). NCBI's taxonomy places the organism in Eukaryota, Metazoa, Chordata, Mammalia, Chiroptera, Molossidae. Gene Ontology annotation, cellular component: Ragulator complex; cytoplasm; lysosome. Bases 91 to 366 code for a protein of 91 amino acids. Gene Ontology annotation, biological process: cellular response to amino acid stimulus; positive regulation of TORC1 signaling. The record is from RefSeq and is a predicted model, not a curated record. The transcript has 4 exons. Gene Ontology annotation, molecular function: guanyl-nucleotide exchange factor activity.
UGUGUCACGAGAGCGAGGAGCGCUUGAGGCCAGUGCUGGAGCAGGAAGUGGUGCGCGGCGGGGUCCUGGUCGGGCUGGGCCGCUGGCAGGAUGGAGGCGACUUUGGAGCAGCACUUGGAGGACACAAUGAAGAAUCCAUCCAUUGUUGGAGUGCUGUGCACGGAUUCGCAAGGACUUAACCUGGGCUGUCGUGGGACCCUGUCAGAUGAGCAUGCCGGGGUGAUAUCUGUUCUAGCCCAGCAAGCAGCUAAGCUAACCUCAGACCCCACUGAUAUUCCUGUGGUAUGUCUAGAAUCAGAUAAUGGGAACAUUAUGAUCCAGAAACACGAUGGCAUCACAGUGGCAGUGCACAAAAUGGCCUCCUGACAUCUCGCAGCAGUUCCCCAGCAGCCGUCACAGGGGCUCAGCCUGUCUGUGUUAAUUGUCUCACACACUGCUAACGUGUCGGUGGUUAGGCUAUUCACCGUGCUUUGGGCACCUCUGAUUUAAUUUUAGGGUAAGUUGCUUUUGACAUCAAAAUGUUAGUAAGAAAGGAUCUUGUUUUGCAGCAGCAGGUCCAGGUGACUUUGUACAUAGAAUUCUGUUAUGUUCAAUAAAUCUGGU